GGCGGGAAAAUGGCGUCGGCAGUUUGAACCACGCGCAUGCGCGGGAGGUGGUCACGUGGAAAAAUGACAGAUGGCUGGCGGCUGGACACUUUGCCGUCGGACGUUUUAAUCCUAAUUUUCGACUACUGUCAUGCCUUCGACCUUGUCCGUCUCAGCGAAGUGUGCACGCGAUUUCACGAGAUCAUUAAAGACGACACACUAUGGAUCAAGAGGAGUAAAAAGCCGAUCGCGACCAACCAGGUGUCGAAAAGGUUCCGCGAAAGAUGUAACCCGUUGUUAUGCCUUCACACAAAAUGGCACGUGACCCAGAACUGGCAAAAUGGCAAAUACGAGAGGAAAAUUCUACUCUCGAAGAAGACCAAACUGAUGCCAUGGAUGCAACUAACGAGCAGCACUUUAUGGUGGAGCGGAGGCCCUGAAAUACGUGGCUACCGUAGGAGCGAUCCCUUCAACAAGUCUAACGUAGUCUUUAGCGUUAAACAUACGAACGAUGUCUGUAAAUUCAUUGUUAAGGAUGAUAACGUUUACUGCGGUAGCAGAGACGGAGGCUUGCAAGUAUGGAAUAGGGAUCAAUGUUGUACCUUAAAUAUAGAGAACGCACACAAUGGCGAUGUGCAUGCCUUAGACGUUACAUCUUCGUACUCAAUCGUCUCGGGGUCAAGGGAUGGUACCGUAAAGAUUUGGAAUACCACUCUGAUCGAUGUCGAAAGCACUCCGCCUCCAACUCUACACAUGUUGGACAGGGUCUGGUCGCUCGCUGUCGAACCGACUGGAACCAAGUUUGCAGUGGGACUGUCAGGAGUCAAUGAUAGAAUUCCACUUAGAAUAUAUGACAUGGAAUGUUUUAGCGAACCAAAUGUACUUGUUCACAACUGGAGACUGGGUGCCGGAAUUUUGGACAUGGUCUGGGACGAUCCCAACACGUUACUUACUUGUGGUUACGAUUCCUACACCAGGAAGUGGGAUUUGAGAACUGCUUCCUGCGUCAAUAUAUGGCCCGAUCCCACAAACGCUUCAAUAUACUGCAUAUCCUCCGACCACCACAAUGCAGUAAUUACUGGAGCCCAAGUCAAUGCUAAAGCCGUCUUAUGGGAUCAACGACAAACGAAAUACGUACAGGUGUACUUCCUGAGCAAACGCUGCAUGUCAGGCCCUGUGUACAGCUUGAGCUUCGAUAGCUGCCACCUCUACGGAGCAAUGGACCAGUCCCUCGUAGAGCUGAAAUUCUCAGGCUAUUCUUACACUGAGAACAACUACAACGAGAUCCUAAAGUUUCUGACCGACUGAAUCGACAUUAGCUAGGCUAGACUAAUUAACGUAAUCCA
This is a messenger RNA of Orussus abietinus, 1325 nucleotides long. Its product is annotated as F-box/WD repeat-containing protein 4-like. The record is from RefSeq and is a predicted model, not a curated record. Gene Ontology annotation, molecular function: protein binding. Gene Ontology annotation, biological process: SCF-dependent proteasomal ubiquitin-dependent protein catabolic process. Bases 37 to 1287 code for a protein of 416 amino acids. Gene Ontology annotation, cellular component: SCF ubiquitin ligase complex. Lineage: Eukaryota; Metazoa; Arthropoda; Insecta; Hymenoptera; Orussidae. The transcript has 7 exons.